Cyprinodon variegatus (sheepshead minnow) is the source of this 1875-nucleotide messenger RNA. Its product is annotated as meprin A subunit alpha-like. Bases 1 to 1842 code for a protein of 613 amino acids. The transcript is spliced from 11 exons. Gene Ontology annotation, cellular component: membrane. The record is from RefSeq and is a predicted model, not a curated record. Gene Ontology annotation, biological process: proteolysis. Gene Ontology annotation, molecular function: zinc ion binding; metalloendopeptidase activity; protein binding. Lineage: Eukaryota; Metazoa; Chordata; Actinopteri; Cyprinodontiformes; Cyprinodontidae.
AUGGACAUUGAGAUAGUGGACUCUUAUAAGUACCUAGGUGUUCAUCUGGAUAACAAUCUGGACUGGACUCACAACUCUGAGGCUCUGUAUAAAAAAAGAUCUGGUUCCCCUGGGGCCCGCAUCUUCACUGUGGUGGAGAACCAGCCAAAGCGGACCCCAGCUUCGUGGGCAAGGGAGAGGAGGCAAAGAGAGCAUGAGAAAGGAAGGAAUGCCUUGAAUGACCAUAGAUAUCGGUGGAAAUUCCCAAUCCCUUACAUCCUCGGGGAUGAUUUAGAUCUGAACGCUAAAGGCUGUGUCCACCAGGCGUUCGAGAUGUAUCGCCUCAAAUCUUGUGUGGACUUCAAGCCUUAUGAGGGAGAGAGGACUUACAUCAAGUUUGAAAAGAGGGGAGGGUGCUUCUCCUCGGUUGGCGACCAGCAAAGUGGUCAGAUCUUGUCUUUAGGAACAGGCUGUGACCACAAGGCUGUGGUGGAGCAUGAGCUGCUGCACGCUCUUGGAUUUUACCACGAACAGUCUCGUACAGACAGAGAUGACUACGUGGAUAUUUGGCUGGACCAGGUGACGCCAGGGUUGGAGCACAACUUCAACAAAUACAAUGACGACUUCAUCACCGAUCAAAACACUGCGUACGACUAUGAAUCUGUCAUGCAUUACAGACCUUUCUCCUUCAACAAGAAUGAAUCCAUCCCAACCAUCACCACCAAAAUCCCAGAGUUCUACUACAUCAUCGGCCAGUACCGUGACUUUAGCAAGUUGGACACCCUCAGGCUCAACCGAAUGUAUAACUGCUCUGGCCCUCUGACCCUUCUGGAUCAGUGUUCGUUUGAGUAUGCAAGCAUCUGUGGGAUGAUCCAGUCUUCUACUGACGAUGCUGACUGGGUCCAUAUGAAGAGCAGCACUGGUGACGAGGAUCAUACGCUUCUGGGAAGGUGCAGAGAUGCGGGGUAUUUCAUGUACUUCAAUACCAGGACUGGAGACCCUUUGCAGUCUGCUUUGCUGGAGUCCCGAACCCUUUACCCCAAAAGAAAGUUGCAGUGUCUGCAGUUCUUCUACAAGAUGACUGGAAACUCUAAAGACAGGCUGGUGGUUUGGACCAAGAUGGACGACGGCACAGGCACUGUCCGCAAAAUGAAGAAAAUACAAACUUUUUAUGCGGAUGGUGAAAAGUCAUGGAAGAUCGCUCAUGUUCCUUUGGAAGUUGGGGUUAAAUUCCGCUAUGGCUUCCAAGCCUCUGGAGGAGACCCCACUGCUUCCACUGGAGGUAUCUAUAUCGACGACAUCAGCCUGACCGAGACACGCUGCCCAAACGCCGUGUGGACGAUCCGUAACUUCUCCAAGAUCAUGCAAGAAGCAGACGAAAACACCUUUAUUGACAGCCCCCGUUUCUACAACCGCGAAGGCUACGGUUACGGCGUACGUGUCAUGCCUUUGUCCAGUUACAGUGAUUUCUCUGGGAACUAUGUCGGGCUUUACUUCCACCUAGCCAGUGGGGAGAAUGACGUUGUGAUGAAGUGGCCAGCUGUAAACCGACAAGCCACCUUAGUGGUGAUGGACCAAGACCCAGAUAUUUUGCAGAGGAUGUCUUCAGCCCGCAGUCUCACCACUGAUAUGAGAACAAAUUCAGCCGGACAGUUGUUUUGGGACAAUCCCUCUAAGGUGGGCAGGUACGACCCUUCCUGUGAUUGCUACAGAGGUGAAUCAUGGGGCUGGAGGAACUUCAUCAAGUACUUUGACCUCAAGAGACGCAAUUACCUGAAGGAUGAUGACCUCAUCAUCUUCGCUGAUUUUGAAGACAUAACAUCGCUCAUCAAAACAGAAGUCCCGAUUGUUUCCCAUGAAUAAAGUCAUACAGGCUUUUAUAACAAAGCCAAAUGG